AUGUCGAAACGAUCUAAACGGAUUUUAGAUUUAUUAAAUGCUAAUGAAGAAGAUGCUAUUCAUCAUCUGAAUGAGGCAACAACUGACCAUGAAAAUUAUCCCACAUGUACAGAACCUGAUCGAGCAUCUUCACCAGCGGAGUACGAUGAAGAAAGGACACUAUGUAUACAAAAUUUGAUGGGUGAUGUAUUCAGUGACAAGUUGAUUUCUGAGAGGAGAAUCUACGAUGAGGCCGUGGUUUCCACAAUAGAAGAAACGCAAGCAAUGUCUAAUGACAUUUCAACGUCAAUACAAUCACUAGUGCCAGUUCAUGAAGACUCAUGUAGAAAUGAAUACUGUUCCAUAUGCGUAGAAACUUGUGCCAUUAGACCCAAUGAAAUCUAUGAAAAUUUACCAACACCUUCAACCAUAUCAGUCACAUCUACUAACGUAACGCCGACUACACAGAAAGGCUCCAGAAAGAAGACUUACAAAACAGAUGUAGGAAUGAAGAGACUAUUACACAAAGAGCGGUGGAUAGAGUAUAAAUACGAUUUCGAUGACGUGCCGAUGACUUUAGUGGUUCUCCGAUUCACUAAAAGAAACACUCAACGUCAUAAUGAGUUUAAAAUAACCCAAGCUUAUGAUGGCUCCGUUCUUAUUCCUCAUGGAAAGUACAAAGAUCUUAAUGAUAUGUGCAGAUCUGGUGUCAUCCCGGAAAAAUAUAAAAGCUUUUAUAGAGACUUACCACACGUUUCUAAUAAUGCAGCAUAA
Messenger RNA from Arctia plantaginis, 753 nucleotides. Lineage: Eukaryota; Metazoa; Arthropoda; Insecta; Lepidoptera; Erebidae. The record is from the annotation of a GenBank genome assembly.